Messenger RNA from Aspergillus clavatus NRRL 1, 564 nucleotides. RefSeq names its product ubiquitin-like protein HUB1. The record is from RefSeq and is a predicted model, not a curated record. Lineage: Eukaryota; Fungi; Ascomycota; Eurotiomycetes; Eurotiales; Aspergillaceae. Gene Ontology annotation, cellular component: nucleus; cytoplasm. Gene Ontology annotation, molecular function: protein tag activity. The coding region runs from base 1 to 564 and encodes 187 amino acids. The transcript is spliced from 2 exons. Gene Ontology annotation, biological process: protein modification process; mRNA splicing, via spliceosome.
AUGGGAGAUCGUUCGAGAAGCAGAUCGCCGAGACGGAGAUUUGACAGUGAUCGAGACCGGCCUCGCAAGACCGGAGGCGGUGGAUUUCGGUGGAAAGACAAACGACGCGACGAUGAUAGACCCGAUGCAGAGGAUAGCAGGCUGAACCGGGGUUAUCGAGAUAGAGGAGAGCGGGCACGGUCACCCCGGAGGGAAAGAGAUUCCGAUCGUUACAGAGACCGAUACAGAGAUGGCGAUCGCGAGCGAAAACGACCUGAGGAUAAUGAGAAAGAGGAUCGACGAGAAAAGAAGGAGACGAAGGAGAAGAAGGAGAAGAAGGCUGUCGUUACACCGCAAUCCUCAGAGCCCAUGAUUGUUGUGCAUGUCAACGAUCGUCUGGGAACUCGAGCCGCGAUCCCGUGUCUCGCAUCUGACCCUAUCAAACUCUUCAAGGCGCAGGUAGCCGCACGGAUUGGACGUGAACCUCACGAGAUCCUACUCAAACGUCAAGGCGAACGUCCGUUCAAGGAUCAGCUUACACUGGAGGACUAUGGAGUCAGCAACGGAGUUCAGCUUGAUCUGUGA